GACGCGCUCUUUCCGGUUGUUCGAUAUUUGCUUGCUGGUGGUAUCCUGUUGUUGAUAUGAUCGUUUAGGUAUAUCGUGGUUUGUUUGGAGUUAUUAUUAUUAUUUUGCGGCUACGAAAGCGCAAUAGGGAAAGUCGUCUUUUAGUGGAUUAUUUGUGAGUGUUUAUAAUGUCAGGAGGAACCCGACUUGAAAACGCCAAUCCUCUGAUAUUUCAGCGAUCAGGUGAAAGACUCACCACUGCCAGUGACGAAAACGAGGAUGUUGCUGAUCCUAUCGAUGACAGAGAGAUCUUCGAUCUCAUCAGAUCUAUAAAUGAUCCUGAGCAUCCACUGUCCCUCGAAGAACUAAAUGUCGUGGAACAGAUCCGCGUUCAAGUGAAUGACCAAGAGAGCACAGUGUCUGUAGAGUUCACCCCUACCAUCCCACACUGCAGUAUGGCCACCCUCAUUGGCCUGUCCAUCAAAGUCAAGCUUCUGCGCUCCCUGCCUAACAGAUUUAAGAUUGAUGUUCACAUCACACCUGGCACACAUGCCUCUGAGGAUGCAGUUAAUAAGCAGCUUGCAGACAAAGAGAGAGUGGCAGCAGCUCUGGAGAACUCUCAGCUGCUAGAGGUGGUCAACCAAUGUCUGUCCACUAGAGCCAUGUGAUUGGAGAACUCCAUACAUGCAAGCCAGAGCUGUGUAAUAGUUGUAAUAUUACCUGAUAAGAAAAGGAAGCCUUACUGUUAAAAAAAUAUAUAAGUAUACUUAUGAAAAAAUUUUUUUGGAUAUGUUGUUUACUUAUUGCUCCAAUGGAGUAUUUAAACUCCAACAUGUGUCAGGAAUCGAAUAUUGAAACUGGAUCCCCUUUUAUGUUUGAGUGUAAGUGGAUAAACUAAUUGAUAUAUAUAUAUAUAUAUAUAUAUAUAUAUAUAUAUAUAUAUAUAUAUAUAUAUAUAUUUGUAUUAUUUAGAAUAGAAUUGCUCAUUGUCUUAUAUGGAUUCAUCAUCUUAAAAAAAUAAACAGUUCGCCUUUUUGUCUUUCUAAGUUUUUUGAACAAAACGUCUUUAGAUUUACAAAGGUGGGGAUUCACUGUAAAUUACACCUGUUAAUUAAUUAAGGUGGGAAUUUCAUGACUAGUAAAUAAUGCCUGUUUUGUCAAGUUGAUGGAGCCUUAGUAUAGUUCAUUUCAGUGCUUGCUCAUACGUAAAAAACAAACAAAACAAGUGCAAGUUUUGACGCAGAGAGCUAGAAGUUGCUAUGGUUGUAACUGCAUUACGAUUUUUUUAUAUUGAAUUAUCUUGAGGCAAGCAUAUAUCAUUACAGUUGUAGGUCUGCCAUUUCAAUUGAACAAAGUAUAAUAAAGUGUUAUAAUCUGUGAACUCA
Molecule: messenger RNA, 1364 nt
Organism: Paramisgurnus dabryanus
Lineage: Eukaryota; Metazoa; Chordata; Actinopteri; Cypriniformes; Cobitidae
Source: RefSeq, a predicted model, not a curated record